AUGCCUGAUGAAAAUGUGCCUCCUAAAUCUGUUAAUUCCGAGUCUAAUGAAACUUUGAUAAGACUUGAUGAUAUAUAUGCUAAUGUUAGGAGCAUGAUUCUUACUACUGAACCUCUACCAAAUGUGAAAACUGCUUUUGCUUUGAUUUCAAGGGAAGAAUCACAUAGAGAUUCAGGGGCAAACCAGCAUAUGACAGGUUCACAAAAGAACAUGUUUAAUCUUGUUGAUAUUUCAGAUCUAAACUUAACAGUUUCUCAUCCAAAUGGAACAAAAGCUAAAAUUACUAAAAUUGGAAAUUUAAGACUUUCUUCUAAUAUAGUUCUAUUUGAUGUGCUGGUUAUACCUGGAUACUGUGUUAGUCUCUUAUCUGUUCACAAACUUGCUAGAGUAGAUUUGAUUUCAAAAAAGACUCUGUGGACUGGUAGUUGUAAUGGAGGCUUAUAUGUGUUUGACAAUAUGCAUGUAGGUAAUUCUUUUAUGUCUUGCAAUAGUUUUGUGUGUUGUAUAUCUCAAAGUUUGUGGCAUAGUAGAUUAGGUCAUCCUGCAGAUCAAGUAUUAUAUGUCUUAAAAGAUGAAUUAAAAUUAAAAUAUGAUUCUGAACAUGGUCCUUGUGAAGUGUGUCAUAAAGCUAAACAAACUAGGGAACCAUUUCCAUUAAGUGAUCAUAAAACUAAGAGUUUAGGAGAACUUGUUCAUUUAGAUCUUUGGGGACCAUAUAGAGUAACAAGUAGAGAUGGUUAUAAGUAUUUCCUAACUAUUGUUGAUGAUUUUUCAAGGGCUGUUUGGGUGUUUCUUCUUAAAAGCAAAGAUGAAGUUUAUGAAAAUAUUGUGAAUUUUGUUAGUCUAAUUAAAAAUCAGUUUGAUAAGAAUAUUAAAUGCUUCAGAAGUGACAAUGGCACAGAGUUUAUUAAUCAUAGAAUGUUACCAUCUAGGGUCUUAGCAGGAAAGUCACCUUUUGAGUUGGUUUAUGGGUUUAAACCCAAACUCUUCCAUUUAAGGAAUUUUGGUUGUUUAUGUUUUGCUACAAAUGUUAAUUUGCAUGAUAAAUUUGCUCAGAGAUCUGAAAAAGAUGUUAAGUUUUAUGAAGAAAUUUUUCCUUUAAAACAAAAGGAUAAACAGUUUUAUGAAACCAAUAAUCUUGAUCAUGCAAAUUUUUUUGAUUUAUUUUCUUCUGAAAAUACAACCAUAAUUUCUGAAACUCCCUAUGAUGAAGGAAGAGUUUAUUCUGAUAAUGGUGAACACAAAGCAACCCCACUUGGUAGUUCCAUAGGAGCAACUAGUGGUGGAGGUACUGAUGCAAACCUAAAUGGUGAUCAGAAUGAUAUUCCUGAGGGUAAUUUGUUUGAUGAAAAUCAUAUUAAUCCUAAUGACUUUCCUGCUGACCAAGCUAAUCUAAGAAGGUCUAAUAGAAAUGUUGGUAUGCCAAUUAAAUAUGGUGAUUAUGUAGUUGAAGGAAAAGUUAAGUAUGGUUUAGAAAGAGUUGUGAAUUAUACUCAUCUUUCAAAAGAGAAUAUCUGUUUUGUGUCAAGUUUAAAUAAAAGUGUUGAACCUAAAAGUUAUAAAGAAGCAUGUGAAAUAGAAAGGUAUAAAGCAAGAUUAGUUGCUAAAGGCUAUAAUCAAAGAACUGGCUUGGAUUUUGAAGAGACUUUUGCUCCUGUUGUUAAAAUGGUUACAGUUAGAUGUUUGUUAAAUCUUGCUGUACAGAAUAAAUGGAAAUUGUUUCAGAUAGAUAUAAAUAAUGUUUUCUUAUAUGGCAAUUUAAAUGAAGAUGUUUAUAUGGACUUGCCUGAUGGCUAUUUUGGUAAACAAGAUGGUAAAGUAUGUAAGUUGGUAAAAUCAUUGUAUGGUCUUAAACAAGCACCUAGACAAUGGAAUGAAAAAUUGACUUUAUCUCUUGUUGAUAUGGAAUUUAUUAAAAGCAAAAGUGAUUAUUCCUUGUUUACCAAAAAUGAAAAAGGUGUGUUUCUUGCUUUACUUGUAUAUGUAGAUGAUAUAGUUGUUACUGGAAUAGAAAUUCUUAAAACUGAGAAUAGAAUUUGUCUUUCUCAAAGAAAGUAUUGUUUGGAACUCUUAAAUGAGUUUGGAUUAUUAGGUUGCAAACCUAUGAAGUCACCUUUGGAAGCAAACUGUGUUCUUUAG
Erigeron canadensis is the source of this 2139-nucleotide messenger RNA. RefSeq lists its product as uncharacterized. NCBI's taxonomy places the organism in Eukaryota, Viridiplantae, Streptophyta, Magnoliopsida, Asterales, Asteraceae. Gene Ontology annotation, molecular function: nucleic acid binding. The coding region runs from base 1 to 2139 and encodes 712 amino acids. The record is from RefSeq and is a predicted model, not a curated record. Gene Ontology annotation, biological process: DNA integration. The transcript is spliced from 8 exons.